Nipponia nippon (crested ibis) is the source of this 3080-nucleotide messenger RNA. RefSeq names its product ALS2 C-terminal like (gene ALS2CL). Gene Ontology annotation, molecular function: guanyl-nucleotide exchange factor activity; small GTPase binding. Gene Ontology annotation, cellular component: cytoplasmic vesicle; cytoplasm. NCBI's taxonomy places the organism in Eukaryota, Metazoa, Chordata, Aves, Pelecaniformes, Threskiornithidae. The record is from RefSeq and is a predicted model, not a curated record. Gene Ontology annotation, biological process: endosomal transport; regulation of GTPase activity.
AUGUGCAUGACUGAAGCAACUGCAUCUCUGCUCCAAGUGGAAGAAACCUUCUCAGCAUGCCUGGCACGGAUAGAUGCCCUCAUCCUCAAGCCUCUGCUCCAGGCAGAGCCUAGUGACCAGAAGGGAAAGGAGAACUUCAAGCUCUUCUUCCUCCUGAAUGACCGAUUUCAAGCUCUCUGGAACCUCACAGAAGAAAAUUACCGGAUACUGAAACAAAAAUGCAGCAACUCUGAAUCAUUCUGCAUCCAGGACAUUUACACUGUCUGGAAAGGAGACCUGUUUCUAAGCCUCUAUAUCCAAUAUUUUGUCACUUUUGCCAACUACGUUGUAGUUCACGGCUUCGAACAUGCCACAAAAAGCAAAAGUGAAGCCUGGAAGCAUCAUAAGACAGUGCUGAAACAAUUCCUCACAGACUUCACUUCUGAGACCUCCAUGUCACUGGCCUUAUACACUGUUCUUCACAAACCUAUCCGGGAUCACAUCGAGCAAUAUAUACUGCUCCUUACCAAGCUGAAUGAGGUUCUCAAGGAGGGCUCUGAAAAGGACGUGGUUACCAGUGCCAUCAAGGAAUAUGUGAAGCUGGAGUCUUUCAUCAGCCAAGUCCUGGAUGAAGCUUGUUUUACCAAAUCCUUAUGGAAAUCCUUGGGCUACAAAUUCACAGACAUGCUCUGCGUACCUGAAAGGAGGCUGCUGGAAGAUAGCAAAAAUCUUCCCAUCUCUGCCAGCACGAAUCGAUCAGACCGGAUCUUGCUCUUCGAUGAUGUCCUUGUGCUAAUUCAGGGAAACGGCUUUCAGAGUUUUGAUCUGAAGCUUGUGUGGGUAGAUGAAAACUGCAGGGAGAAAUCAGCUCCAGGACUGUAUGGACUCCGCAUUAUAACCCCAGAAGAAAUGUUCUUUCUCUCUGCCAAAGACCCGCAGAUGAAGGCUGUUUGGCAGUGGAAGCUGAACCAGGCUGUCCGCCAGGCGCUGAAUGGGAAACGAGAUUUCCCAUUGUGGGGCAAGACUGGUGAAGGCACCGACCCCCCAUCCUGCCGCAUCUUCACCUACGUCUUCAGGCUGGAGGGCAAGUUCAAGAACGCAUCCUACGAGGGCGAGUGGCACUUGGGAAAGCCGCAUGGCAAGGGGACACUGAAGUGGUGCAAUGGACGCAACCAUGUUGGAGAUUUCAAAGAGGGCUUGGAGCAUGGGUUUGGAAUAUGCCUUGUCCCAUGCCAAUCUGAAGACCGGUAUGACUGCUAUAAGUGUCACUGGUACGAGGGCAAGAUGAGAGGCUACGGAAUCUGUGAGUAUGGGAAUGAUAUGGUCUACAAAGGUUACUUCAAAGACAAUGUGCGUCAAGGGUUUGGGAUACUGGAGAAUCUCUCAGCUGAGCAUCCAUUUAAAUACACAGGACAGUGGGAAAAUGACAAGAAGAAUGGAUAUGGAGUCUGGGAAGACAAAGAUAGAGGGGAGAGAUACAUAGGGACAUGGCUUGAUGAUCACAAACAUGGACAAGGCAUUGUAGUAACCCAGUCGGGUGUCUGCUAUCAAAGAACAUUUCAUGCUGAUAAAAUGGUGGGUUCUGGGAUUCUGCUCUUGGAAGAUGACUCUGUCUACGAAGGGAAUUUCACAGAAGAUCUAAUGUUUGUUGGAAAGGGAAAGCUGUCAUUUGCCAAUGGCUUCACUUUGGAGGGAACCUUUACUAACAAAUCGGGCCAAGGCCUUCAGACGCAUGGCAUCCUGAACACAUCGAACGAGCAGCUGGAUGACAGGAUAACCAAAGCUCAGCUGGGCCUCAAGGAGUUCCCAGUAGAGAAGAGAUGGAAGGGAAUCUAUGACCAGUUCCUGGAGUUCAUCCAUUCUGGCUGCAAAGAAGAAACGGAGGAGUCUUUCACGGGGUUCCACAUACAAACGAGCAAGGAGCUGCGGAAAUCUCAGGAGUACCUCUUCUGCCAAAGGGGGACUGAGGAUGUAUCCUGGAAGAUAGAAGAUAUUCUUGAGGAGCUUGUCCAGCACCAGGGGCUGGAGUCACAACAGAGUUAUUUAGAGAAGGCAUUGAAGUCUUCCCUGCACCCACUGGGAAAGCUGCUGAAGGCCUUGAUGAUAGCUUUUCAGGCAACGUAUUCUGGGAUUGGGGCCAACAGACACUUGCUGACUAUGGCACAAGAGGAAGUCAAGUACUAUGCAAAGAAAAUAUGGGAGUUUUACCAGGGUUUGCUCCAUCUGGCACUGGAACAGAAAGGCCAACUGCCUGCGAAGGGUGUGGAUGGAGAUACAAGUGACCAGAAGGCAUGCAGUGUGGUCCUGCCGCUGAUCUUGCCUUGCUUCUACCCUGAGCUUUUCAUGCUCUACAUGCUCUAUCAUGAAAGAGAGGAUGAACUCUACUGCCAAGGGAUCAUGGACCUAAGUCUAUUUCCUGACAUCAAGCUGCUUGAGUUUCUGGAUGUGCAGAAACACCUCUGGCCUCUGAAAGAUUUGACCCUGACAACUAACCAGAGGCGGUCCCUUAUCAAAGACAAGUGUUUCCUGUCUGCCACAGAGUGUUUGCAGAAGCUGAUCACCACGGUGGAUCCCUGGGAAAAGCUGGUGAUCCUCCAGAAGACAUAUGAGGAGAUAGAGAGCACAGUGUCCCGGGUGGUGGAGAAGGACUACAGGCUCCCCAUGGAUGACCUGUUGCCGCUACUGAUGUAUGUUGUAUCCCGAGCAAAAAUACAGCACCUGGGAGCUGAAAUCCAUCUGAUCAGAGACUUGAUGGACCCCGCCAAUAAAGGAGGACUGUACGACUUUCUGUUAACAGCACUGGAGUCAUGCUACGAACACAUCCAGAGGAUGAGGCUGCACCAAAGAGAGAACUACCACGUGCCUCACAGCUCCUGAGCCCAAGGACCCGAAGGGAGCCUCCUCCCUGCUGCACUUUCUCGACCAAACACUGUUGGAUGAAGAAGCAAUCAAGCUGCCCUGGCUGCCUUUAAAAGAAGAUGAACCGUUAUUUAUCAGAUGAGGGUUUCUUGCUGGGUUUCUCUUGGACUCGCUGUGAUGGUAAAGCACAGACAUGGAUGCUGUGGGCUAAAAGCCUUCAAUAAGCAACCUCAGCUUGUGUU